UAGUGUUCCCCCUGUCAGAGGUAGGUCGCCGGUAACUAGUGAGGAUGUACUCUCUUCUAACUCUCCUGGUUGUGGUAGGUGCUGUUUAUGCACAGGUUCCCCGACCUUGCAAUUCUCCACCUCAGUGGGAAUGCAGAGAAAUUAAAGUUGACCCCUCUCAGAAGUUCCUGGAGCGUCGCCGCCUCUUCUAUGACGCCACAAACAGACGUGAAAGAAGAUUCGAGGAGAUCGAACUUGGAAGCGACAGGAGCUUUUAUGAUCAGCUCAUUUUGUGGAAUGAAAACAAAAUGUACCAAGUAGAUCUCAAGACCAGAAAAUGUAAUGUUACCGUUCCAUAUCGACCAUUUUUCCAACGUGGGACUUUCCCUGGAGAGAAGUUUGAUUAUGAGGGCGUGAUAGGUGGCGCUGGUCUCCCCAACGAACAAGUCACAAUUCAGCAGUUCUCUAUGAAUACCACAGGAGAAGCUCGAUUUUCCUUGGUAUCAUAUCCAGACUGCAUCCCGAUUCAAAACGUUCAUAUCACAACCAAAUAUGGAUAUGAACAAUCCAAUUAUUACGACUUGAGUGUUGGAAUUAGCGAUCCAAUGGCUUUUAUUCCACCCAAGGAAUGUGGAGCCUAAAUAUGUUCACUUUUAUACUUUUGUACAAAAAUAAAAUUGUAAAAAAAUAUAU
Molecule: messenger RNA, 672 nt
Organism: Saccostrea cuccullata (small rock oyster)
Lineage: Eukaryota; Metazoa; Mollusca; Bivalvia; Ostreida; Ostreidae
Product: mammalian ependymin-related protein 1-like
Exons: 6
Coding region: 45-620 (191 amino acids)
Biological process (GO): cell-matrix adhesion
Cellular component (GO): lysosome; extracellular region
Molecular function (GO): calcium ion binding
Source: RefSeq, a predicted model, not a curated record